AUGACCUGGGACGUACGGCUGGCGCUAGCCCUGCUUGAGGCGACGUCCGACCCGCAGGUCGGCGGAAAAUUCUGGCAUGUCUACGGCCGCUUGCUGCCUCAGCCACACACGGUGACGGUACCCUUCUGCCUACCGGAGCGCCUCUUGGGCCAGCUACACAACAGCGGGAUGGCCGAGCGGGCUCGGAAGCAAGUCGAGCGGGUGCGCUCCUUGUACCCGGACCUGAUGCGGACGCUGCUCUCUCACCCCAAGACGGCCGUGUACGCGACUAGGAAGACCGCCGAAGGUGAGGCGGCGGCAGCAGCAGGAGAAACAGCAACAGCAGCGGCCACAAAAGAAGCGGCAGAAAAGGAGACGGAUGCGGUGCCGAUGGCUCUGCUUUGGGCGUUCGCAAUGGUGCGGAGCAGGGCGUUCGCGGCUGACGGCGAUCGUUUCGCGUUCGUGCCCUUUCUGGACAUGGCCAACCACGGCUUCGCUGAUCCGGCCGCGAACUUCACGUACAUCAGUGGAGGAGAAUCACAACCGGGCGUGUUCCAGCUCCAAGCGAUGCGCAAUAUCAGCGCCGGGGAAGAGGUUACCAUUUCGUACGGAGAACAGCUGAAUGCCGAGCAGCUGAUGGUGCAGUACGGCUUCCCCGCGCCCCCGAACGUGCCGCUCGAGCUUCCGCUAUGUGGCUCGGACGCUCUCGUCCGAGACACCGUAGCGGUAGCCACGGAGGAGGUAAAAGAGACGGCGGGAGCGGCGACCGCGACUGCGGCUGCGGGUGAAGGCGUUGUAGGAGGCGGGGAUGCGGGGGGUCUCCCUGCAGCGGCGGCCCAAGAAGAGGAGGAAGAACGAGGGUCGCGGGGUGCGUUGUCUGAGGCGGAAAGGGUAGGGCUGAUGAACGAGCUGUUCCUGCGCGCGCAGCAGCGGUUCGCGAGGGAGGCCGGUGGUGACGAGCGACGGUUUGAGAUAGGGGUCCGAAAGGUGCUCCCGCUCGUUCCGCCGAUCGCGACCAAGAUCGGAGAGCUCAUGGGAGACGGGGAGGACGGGAUGAUCAAAGGCGCCGAACUCUACCUCGAGGAGUUGCAGGCGUACCGGUCCGAAAACUUUCCGUCUACGGAAGAGCAGGACAGAGAACUGCUCAGCUAUUGCUUGGGCAACGGCAGAGGGAAAGUGGACCCGCGGUUGGCGGACGUGGUGCGGUACCGCCUCGGCAGAAAAGAGGCGCACUCGACGGCCGCGGGAAUCCUCGAGGAGUUCACGGCGCCGGCACCACCGGCACCACCGGCACCACCGGCACCGCCAGCUGGUGAUGCAACAGCCCCUCCGCAGGAGGCUCAGGAGGAGGAGUAGAGGCGGGGGUGUAGAGAUAGAGGAUACUGCGGACACGGUGUCUCUAGGGUACUGCCAACGCCAGAGGGAGUUGGGGCAAUGGAGAAUCCAUGCGGUGCCUAGAGGCCGGUGGUGACCACGUCACGGGGGGGGGGGCACCGGCGAUCAGAGGGCGCAGUGGGAGAACUCCGCCAACAGGCGGGUGGUUGAUCGAGAAUGACCCGAGGCUGUCAUUCCGCCAUCGCGGGCGUCUGAGAACGAUAAGAUGUCCUCCCAAGAUGCAUUAGAGCUAGGGAGUCUGUCGUUUGGGGGGGCUAUUGUGCCACCAAUGGGCCCAGAAUCGCGUCUAUCAAUGGAAGAAAGGUAGAAGGGACUACUAGUUAUCGGUGAGGGGUACACUGUUGUGUGGCAGCAAUACCGCCGCUGAUCUGCGGGUGACUGCGUCCCGUGAGUGUCAAUUGUCGGAUUGGUUGUUGGGUUGCCUUUGGUGUGAGGAGUAGAAGGCUCGGCAGCAAUUGGAGGACUUGUGGUGGGACAUGAAGCGUGUGUGCCGAGCUGGGGUGACCCGGGGCGUUCUAUCGACCAGGCGGGGUCGACUGCAGCAGAGAGUUGAGAAGGCUGGGGAAUGAAACGUCGACGACUCUC
Ectocarpus siliculosus is the source of this 1959-nucleotide messenger RNA. Lineage: Eukaryota; Phaeophyceae; Ectocarpales; Ectocarpaceae. The record is from the annotation of a GenBank genome assembly.